This is a messenger RNA of Drosophila persimilis, 756 nucleotides long. Its product is annotated as chymotrypsin-1-like. Gene Ontology annotation, molecular function: serine-type endopeptidase activity. NCBI's taxonomy places the organism in Eukaryota, Metazoa, Arthropoda, Insecta, Diptera, Drosophilidae. Gene Ontology annotation, biological process: proteolysis. The coding region runs from base 10 to 756 and encodes 248 amino acids. The transcript has a single exon. The record is from RefSeq and is a predicted model, not a curated record.
GCGUCGAUCAUGCCCUGGACUGGACGUUUGUCUUUAAUUUAUCUGCUUCUGCUGGGCAGUUCCCUUGACGUCACAUUUUCGAAACGAUUGGAUCGUAAAGUGUCGGACAACCGCAUUGUGGGUGGCCACGAGGCCGAGGAGGGAGCGGCCCCUUAUCAGGUGUCCAUACAAACAGUCUGGAAGACGCACAUCUGCGGCGGCGUCAUCCUCGACAAGGAAUGGAUACUCACCGCCGGCCACUGUGCCCUGGACUACGGCAUCAAUGACAUUAGGAUUGUGGUUGGAACCAACAACCGCUCGGAGCCCGGACAGAUGCUCUAUCCGGAUGAGGCGCUGGUGCACUGCCUCUACGACGUGCCGUACAUAUAUAACAAUGAUAUCGGACUAAUCCACGUGAACGAAUCGAUCAUCAUGAAUGAUCGCACUCAGAUGGUGAAGCUCAGCUCCGUGCAGCCGUGGCCUCAGGCCCGCGACGCAACUGGCGGCCGUCAAAAUCCAAUCUUUGUCGAUGAUGACGCCGCCGCAGAUAUGAUAGCCGUAGACAUUCUGCAGAGUCACAAUCCAGGGCCAGCUUCCCGCCGUGGCUGCUGUGCCCCCGGUCACACGUCCCUCAGGCCCACUCCUCGCCAAGGACGCCAAGGACGGAUUCACAUCACUUGUUCGAUGUCUAUUGACCCCAGCUACACCCGGAAGCUGUUCCCCCCGCAAACGCAGGGCUCCAGCUGUCUGAAGGGUCAGAAGAAUCAGACCGAGUAG